AUGGAGACCGCGCCCGGGAACGCUCCGUCGUCCUCCGUCGCGGCGUUAGGGCUGGCGCUGGCGGUUCCGGGGUUGCCCGACGGUCCUUUCGGCUGCCCCAUCUGCCUCGACCUGCUGAAGGACCCGGUGACGGUCCCGUGCGGGCACAACUUCUGCCAGGGCUGCCUGGGGGCACUUCGCCAGCGACAGGGCCCCCCCGACGGCAGCGGCGGGGCGGGCGGGGCUGUUCGCUGCCCGCUCUGCCAGGAGCCCGUCCCCGCGACACUGCGGCUCCGCAAGAACCGAGCCCUGUGCGAGGUGCUGCCGCUGCUGGCAGCCGCCACCGCCGAUUUGUCCCCUCCAUCCCCACCCGCCGGAUCCCCCAUGGCUCCGGGAGCCGAGAAAGAGGAGGAGGACGCGGCGGGGGAGGAAGGAGCGGUGGUGCUGUGCGAUGUCUGCCUGGUGGGCUCGAGGGCGGCGGCGGCGCGGUCCUGCCUGGUCUGCCUGGCCUCCUUCUGCGAGGCCCACCUGGAACCCCAUCGCCGCUCCCCCGCCUUCCGCGCCCACCGCCUGGUAGCCCCUCUGCGGCGGCUGGAGGAGAGGCUCUGCCUCCACCACCUCCUGCCCCCCGACGGCUUCUGCCGCACCGACCAAACCUGCGUCUGCUCCCGCUGCCGCGCCCACGAGCAUCGCGCCCACGACGUGGUGUCUCUGGAGCAGGAGCGAGAGCACAAGGAGGCCCAACAAGCCAAAUUCCUCAGCGAUGUGGAGAAUGAGCUGGAGGAGCUGUCAGUCACCAUUGCUCAGGCCAAGAAGAUAGUGGAGCUCAUUAAGGGCGCUGCCACGAAGGAGAGGGAAAGAAUCAAGAAGCUCUUUGCAGAAGCCUCCGAGGUGCUGACGACCUUCCAGAAGGAGGUGGCAGGUUUCAUUGAGGACAGGGAGCGCUCCAUGCUGGGGGAGGCCGAGGCUGAUCUCCACUGGAAGGAGGAGAGACGAGCCAAGCUGGCCCAGUGCAAGCAAAACCUGGAGAACGUCCCCAGCACCGACACCAUCUACUUCCUCCAGGAAUUUCAGGCCUUAAAAGUAGCCAUGGAAGAAAACCUCUCCCCGACUCUGAGCUUCCAGAACGAGCUGAACUUCACCAAAUGUGCCCAAGCCGUGGGUGCCGUGAAAGAUGUGCUGUCCGCUGCCUGCAAAAAACAGUGGGACCACUUGCAGGGGAAAGGAGUUGAUGGGCUGAAUUACCAGGAGAUGGAGAAAGCCGAGUCCCAGUUUCCAGACAAGUCAAACAAUCCCGCCUGCCUGGAGAGCCGCGACUACUUCCUGAAAUUUGCCUUUAUCAUCGACCUGGACAGUGACACGGCUGACAAGUUCAUCCAGCUGUUUGGCACCAAAGGGGCCAAGCGGGUUCUGUGCCCCAUCCCCUACCCAGAGAGCCCAACCCGGUUUAUCAACUGCGAGCAGGUGCUGGGGGUCAACCUCAUGAACCGGGGCAACUACUACUGGGAGGUGGAGCUCAUUGAUGGUUGGGUCAGCAUCGGCGUCAUCGCUGAGGACUUUGACCCCCAGGAGUCCUACAACUGCGGGCGCCUGGGGCGGAACGAGAGGUCCUGCUGCCUGCAGUGGAACGGACAGAACUACGUGGCCUGGUUUGGUGGGCUUCAGUCUGUCAUCCAGCAGCCAUUUUUCCAAACAAUCGGGGUCUUCUUGGAAUAUUCAGAGAAGGCCCUGACCUUCUAUGGAGUCAAAGACUCUAAGAUGACCUGCCUGCAGCAGCUGAAGUUUUCUCCUUGUAGCAGGGGUAUGACUGACCCGUUCCAGUACAAGAUCAACCACCGCUUUGCCUCUCUUUUCUUGUGCAAGCUAAAACCAGCCUUCUUCCUGGAGAGUGUGGAUGCCCACCUGCAGAUCGGGCCGCUGAAGAGGGAUUGUGUCUCAGUGCUCAAGCGUAGGUAACUGGGAAGCAGGAGCACGGGAAGACCCAAAGGGUCUCUCCUGCCAUGUCUUGCUGCCAUCACAGCUUCUCCUUGGUAGUGUUGUAUUUCUCUGUGGCAGCCCUCCCUCCUUGCUCUGUGCUGUUGGUGGCCCAGGGGUGGAUGAAGCUGUCUGGUGGGCAGAGCUGGGAGCCAGGAGGGAGCUGGAUCCCAGGGCCAGCUCUGCUGCUGGGCUGCUGAGCCAGCUUGGGCAAGUCUCUGUGCUGCUCCCUGCCCCUCCGUUCCCUUUCUGGGCAGCAAGGACAGCGACACAGCCUUUCUUGGUAAAGCACAUUGCUCAGGAGAAGUGCCAUGUAGAUUUGAAGCUGUGUCUUGGUCAGCUGCCAGGCUGCCCAGUCUUUUCUCCUGCAGAUCUGCUCAUACUCCCCUGGUAACUUGCACAGAUGGUUCACUUCGUGCCUUAGCUCGGUCUCUGUGUCUCUGCUGCUGCCUUUUUAAGCUCUGGCUCAUCCACACCUUCUGUGUGCUCCUUCUGAAGGGCCUUUGAAGUAGCAAACCCAGCACAGACCAGGCAAACCCUCAAAGCAAUGUGGUCACUUCCCCAGUGCCCACAUCACCGUUGUGCCUUGGUGUGGGUGAGCAGGGUGCUCUGGAGAGAUGGGAUGCAGAGGAGCCCUGCUGGAUGCAGGAGGGAUGCUGGGGUGACACAGUACUUCUCCCUGCAGGACUGGCUUCCCAUUAGUGCUGCCAACAUGAAACGAGGCUCUUUGCCCUCCCUCUUGCUGGUAUUUUGAACUCUGGUCUGUGGCCAGGCUCCUUUGGGACAAGCUGUGGUCCCACAUGUGCUGGAGGCCCAUGGCCACAGGGCUGUUCCCCACCACAGCCAAAAAUCCCAGCUGGGAGAAGGAGAAACCUCCUGCUGAGAAGCAGCAGCACCAUUCCUGCCUUGAGAUGGUGAAGCAAAGCAGCAUGAAACACUUCUGAGGAUGUGUUUUUAGGAAAUAUGUUCCUCAGCAAUUGCUUAGAGAGGCUUUACAGCCAAAUUUUCCCCUGCAUUUUUGGUGGCCUUAGUAUUUUAGGAGAUUUUAGUACUGUUAAACUCCCAACUCUUAAAGUACCCUGAGCUCACCUGAGCUGUAAAUGUACACCCUAGGUUAGAGAGUUUAGGUGACAAAGAGGUGCCAUGAAUAUGUCCCAGGGCAAAUUUAGGGAUAGCUGUGAGUGCAUCGAUAAAAGGUGCUGCAUCAGUCAGCUGCUAAAUGACCCUCUGGCCUCUGGCAAUAGGUAACAAUUAACAAAAACUACUCUCAAGCAAGUCCCCUCCAGGAAAGGUGGAAACUUCAGGCUGAGAGCCAAAAAUGCCAGUGUCCUAAGGGAGCUUUCUAGCAGGGAAAUAGAGAAUUACUGCCUGUAUGGGCAGCACAGUGCAGCCCCUGUCUCAGCACAGCCCCUGUCUCAGUGCAGCUCCUGUCUCAGUGCAGCCUGCCUUUCCACAAGUUUAUUUUUCCUGGGAUUAGUUUGCUACCUAGCUCCCAAAGCUUGCUUUACAGAAUCAUGAUGCUGUGUCAUAGAUACCUGGAGAGAAAAUAUAUUGGGUUGGGCUCUUGGCUGGUGUGAAUGAGUCAGUGCUGACGCAUCGACGGGGAUGGAAAAUGGCCUGUUUAGCUAAAUAUAUGAAAUAUAUAUAUAUAUAUUCCCCAAAGGAUAAGCUGGAAAUCAUAUUCAGGGGGAGCCAAGGGGGAAAAAAAAAAAGUGAAUAAAAAGGCAGCCACAAAGCAGAAAGGUUUAAAGUUAAAGCCACGUUUACUGUAACUCCUUUGCUGGUGCUGCCAGUUCCCUCUGGGAGAGGUGCUGGACCCCAGCAACCAGCCAUGGUGGGCUCUCUUUGGAUGGGUUGAAGGGUCCGAAUGCAGCCACCCCCUCCCCAAGGAAGGGUGGGUGAGUUGGUCUGGGAGGGGGACACCUUGGAUUUGCCUGCAUAUCCCUCCUUUUCCUCCUCCUCUGCAUGCGGCGACUCCUAGAACACCGCUCGUGGUGGGAAAAGGAGAGGAAAAGCUGCCAGGGUGAAAGCUUCAGAUGAAAUCUUGGCCUUUCCCAGCCAGCGGGAGUGCUGCCCGGACUUCUGUCCAGAUGGGAAUUCACUCCCUGCGUCCUGAGCUCCUACCUCAAAACCUCUUUGUUCCGCCCGCGCGGCUCAGCCCCUGCCCGGCCCAGCACGAGGUGCCAGCGGCGACACGGCACAGGCCUGACGGCUGCCGUGGUGGCACCAGAGAUGAUGGUGGUGCCAGCAGAAAUGCCUGGCCAGAGAAGGGGAGGAGAGACAGGCAGCAGCUCGUCCCAAGAGGAAGAGGAAGGCAGCCGUGCUCUCUGCAGGAAGAGGUCUCGCACGCCGGCUGGGCUCUGUCGGAGCCAGAAAUCCCCUUUCUUCAGGCCAAGCUCCCACCCUUCUCAGCGAGGAGUUUUGCCAGAGUCAAUAGAGCAGAUCUGGGCCUUUGCCCCGUUCCGUUUGGCCGUGGGCGGGUUGAUGGCUCUGUGGGGAAACUUGUGCUGGAGCCCCUCAUCCCUCCCUCCUCCUCCGUGUUGCCCAACGCACGGACGCAAAGCUCGGAACCCCUGCGGGGUUUGGGAGGGUUCAGCAGGAUCUUGCAGCUUUCCCUUUCCAUCCUGUAAGCACCCGGGAGUCUGGUAUUUGGCCUUUGGUGCUGGUUGGGUUUUUGCUUACCUCACCUCUGCCCUAGAGCUGGGAUGCUGAUCCACAGCUUCAUGGCAGGUUUUGAAGGCUCCCGUGGAUCCCACGCCAUGGGGAAGUCCUUUCCCAGCCCGCUCCUUCCUGCUGCUUGCAUUUUAUCCUGUCUGGAGGCUCCAUGAAUCCUCAUGGUUUAGGGCAUAAAGCAAAUUCUGACCCUCCUGGGUCGCUGGACCAGAGUUUGCUCUGUGUCCCAAAUGAUUUGGAGUGUGAACUGGAAUGAUUAGGAUAAUGUGCGCUGUGCCAGCUCUGGAUCGCUGGUUUUGCUGCUGCUGAAGGGCUAAAUGUGGUGAGUUUAGAUGGCUAGAUAGCACUUGGCAAUUUAAACAGCCUUUUCCUGUUCCCUCGAGUUAUUUCUGCUGUCACAGAGUGUUCCUCUUUUUAAUUAGGAUUUAAAAAAUAUAGUUACUGUAGAGUUAUUUUACGGUGUGUGAAGAAACUGUAACAGAAUAAUAUAAUUAUGUUAGAGACUAUGAUUAUUUGCCAUUAAAUAAUAUACAGACAUUGC
Molecule: messenger RNA, 5167 nt
Organism: Apus apus (common swift)
Lineage: Eukaryota; Metazoa; Chordata; Aves; Apodiformes; Apodidae
Gene: TRIM47
Product: tripartite motif containing 47
Exons: 6
Coding region: 1-1935 (644 amino acids)
Molecular function (GO): zinc ion binding; protein binding
Source: RefSeq, a predicted model, not a curated record